This is a messenger RNA of Hansenula ciferrii, 1017 nucleotides long. RefSeq names its product Meiotically up-regulated protein. The record is from RefSeq and is a predicted model, not a curated record. The transcript has a single exon. Bases 1 to 1017 code for a protein of 338 amino acids. NCBI's taxonomy places the organism in Eukaryota, Fungi, Ascomycota, Saccharomycetes, Phaffomycetales, Wickerhamomycetaceae.
AUGGGAUUUUCUUGGUGGUUUUGGCUUAAGCAAUGGACUCAAUUACCAUUGGUUCUUGCAUACAACUAUGUUUUCAGAAAUAAGACUUUCAACUCUGCAAUGAAUAAGUUACGUUGGAUGGCUAAAUCUGGUGAAGUUAGUGAUUUCAAAGCUUUAAUUAAUGAUAGAGAUGGUGGUGCUGUUUUAGAUGAAUUGAAAACCAAAAAGGGGUUCCAUGAAGUUAGUAAUGAACAAUAUAGUUCAAGAUCAAGAUGGGUUGUUAAAUCUAAGAAUUUAAACAAGGAUUCACCAAUUUUAUUCUUUGUUCAUGGUGGUGGAUUCACUUUAAAACCUCAAAAGGGUCAAUUAAUGGCUGUAUUAAAGACUUAUAGAGCUUUGAAAAAUGAGGAUUUAUCAAUUUUGGUUGUUGAUUAUCAUGUUACCCCUGAAACUCAAUUCCCAACUCCAAUUGAUGAAACUUUUACCGUGUAUCAUAAAUUAACUGAACAAGAUGGGUUUAAAAAUAUUAUAAUUAUGGGUGAUUCAUGUGGUGCUAAUUUAGCUUCAUUAGUCUUGUAUCAAUCUUAUCAUAAUUCAUUAAAUCAAUUCUUAAAAUUAUCUAUUAGACCAAAUGCCGCUCUAUUAAUGUCACCUUGGGUUGAAUUAGAUGCUAAAAAAACUGGUUCAUUCUUGGAAAAGGAACAAUUUGAUUAUAUUUCAUUUGAAAGUGUUGAUUCUUGGUCGAAAUUAUAUUCUGAAAAUGAUCGUUCAAAUCCUUUAGUUUCUCCAUUAUAUUUGGAAAAUUGGGAUGGUGUUUUACCUGAAAAACAUUUCUAUCAUUAUGGUGAUGGUGAAGUUUUAACUGAUCAAAUUGUUAAAUUUAAAAAUAAAUUAGGUGUUAAAGAUGAAAAUGUUUCAAUUGAACCAAACGGUUGUCAUAUCCCACCAUUUAUUCAAUUUCCAAAAUUAUCUCAAGAAGAAUUUGAAAAAACUAAAUGGUGUAAAGAUACUGUUGCUUUCUUAAAGACUGUUGUUUAA